Molecule: messenger RNA, 635 nt
Organism: Dioscorea cayenensis subsp. rotundata (Guinea yam)
Lineage: Eukaryota; Viridiplantae; Streptophyta; Magnoliopsida; Dioscoreales; Dioscoreaceae
Product: dynein light chain 1, cytoplasmic-like
Exons: 2
Coding region: 106-390 (94 amino acids)
Biological process (GO): microtubule-based process
Cellular component (GO): dynein complex
Molecular function (GO): dynein light intermediate chain binding; dynein intermediate chain binding
Source: RefSeq, a predicted model, not a curated record
UUUGGAGUUUGUGCCAAAACCCACCACCUUGACAAUGGAUAAACAUUAAUACCUAGUAAUUGAGAUAAAGAUGUUGAGAAAGAGAGAUCAAGGUACUUCUCAAAGAUGUUGGAAGGGAAGGCAUUGAUCCAGGACACAGACAUGCCUGUGAAGAUGCAGCUCCAGGCCAUGUCCUCAGCUUCUCAAGCUCUGGACCUUUAUGAUGUCAGUGAUUGCAGGAGCAUAGCAACUCACAUCAAGAAGGAGUUUGACAUGGUUUAUGGCCCAGGGUGGCAGUGUGUAGUGGGGUCUAACUUUGGUUGCUUUUUCACUCACUGUAAGGGGACCUUCAUCUACUUCUGCUUGGAAACCCUAAACUUUCUUAUCUUCAAAGGUGCUGCUUCUGUGUAGCUUGAACUGGAGAUUUGUGAGUCAGAGUUCAUGGUUUUGGGUAGCUUGUGUGUGUGCGUGUGUUUUGGUUAGCAGAGGUUAAUGUGAUUGUAUAUAGUUUUCCAUCUUUGUAGACUUGCUUCAAUCUCCAAAAUGGAUUAUAAACUAUGUUUGUAAAACAUGGUUGUUAGUGAUCAUGAAGUAUGUUGAGAUUGAUUGAAUGAAAACUUACGAACAGAAAGGAAAUGAAAAAGUUUAUCAAUGUA